AUGGAAGACACGUCCGAGACACGGGACGGGAGCCAUGCGCCGCCAAGUCCAACGCUGGACGUGGAAUGGAAUGCCGACAGUCGCUUCUUGAUGAAUCAUUCGGUCAAGAAUUUCUCAUGGAAUGGCCUGACGGUCACCGUCAAAGAUCGUCAGACCAAACAAGCGAGGGAUCUGAUCAAUGACAUUACCGGCGACGUACAGCAAGGGGAGAUUGUGGCUCUCAUGGGACCGUCGGGAUGCGGCAAAACCACGUUGCUCAACGUGUUGGCUCGACGACCUGCCGCAUCGGGUGCCAAAGUGAUGGGAGACACUUUUGUCAAUGGAACCAAAGUCGACACGGCUGCCUUUGGCCGGAUGACCUCGUACGUCGAGCAGGAGGACGCAUUGAUCGGAUCCUUGACCGUUCGUGAAACAUUGAAGUUCGCAGCGGAUCUUUCCUUGCCCAGCUCGGUCACCAAGCGUCAACGCAUGGAACGUAUCCGAACCCUGCUGGAGUCAUUCGGCAUUCAAAGCCAGGAAAAUACUAUUGUCGGAACACCGAUUCGCAAGGGUAUCAGUGGAGGUCAAAAGCGACGGGUCAGCGUGGCCAGUCAACUCAUCACCUGCCCGAAAAUCCUGUUCCUGGAUGAACCAACAAGUGGAUUGGACUCGACCGCCAGUUAUGAAGUCAUGUCUUACGCCAAAAAGCUCGCUCGAGAGAACAACUUGAUCAUCAUUGCCAGUAUUCACCAACCCUCCACGACUACCUUCGAGCUCUUUGAUAAGCUGCUUCUUCUGUCGGCUGGAAGAACAUGUUACUUUGGGCCGAUCGAUCAUGAACUCGAAACUUACUUCACCCGGAUUGGACACCCGAUUCCCACCCAUACCAACCCAGCAGAAUAUCUCCUCGACAUCGUCAGCUCAGACUUCGGGGGUGCCAAAGAAGAGGCGCGAGACCGUGUGCAUCGCAUCCAGAACGAGUGGAAUUCUUCGGCCGAAGCUCAAGCCAUCUCGAGGCAGGUCAUGGCGCGAUCUCAAGGCUCAGAAAAACAUGAUAGUGUCUUGACACCUGAGGAUAUGGCCCGUCCGAAUGCGAUCAGAAUCACGCAGGCUCUACUGCAUCGACUCUGGAUCAAGAGCUACCGGGAUGUGGUGGCUUACGGUAUUCGAAUUUUGAUGUAUCUUGGGCUUGCGAUCAUGAUGGGCACAGUCUGGCUCCGCCUUCAUCCGUCUCAAGACUACAUUCAGCCUUUUGUGAAUGCCAUUUUCUUCGGCUCGGCAUUCAUGUCCUUUAUGGCUGUGGCCUAUGUCCCAGCUUUCCUCGAAGACCGAGCAACUUUCGUCAAGGAGCGAGCCAACGGUCUCUACGGUCCCACGCCAUUUGUGGUGGCCAAUUUCCUCAUCGGUCUUCCUUAUCUCUUCCUCAUCUCCAUUCUCUUUUCGGUCGUCUCCUACUGGCUUUCAAACUUCCGUCCCAGUGGCACAGCCUUCAUGACCUGGGUCAUGUGGAUUUUCCUGGAUUUGGUAGCCGCCGAGAGUCUUGUGGUGUUCUUUACAUCAAUCUUUCCCAACUUUGUCAUUUCACUGGCACUUGUCGCCUUUGCCAACGGUCUCUGGAUGAGCGUGGGCGGAUUCCUCGUGACACCUACUAUUCUCAACCCAUUCUGGAAAUACGUUUUCCAUUACAUUGACUAUCAGGCGUACGUUUUCCAAGGAAUGAUGGUCAACGAGUUCUCCGGACGAAACUACUCUUGCGGACCUGGCUGUCAUUGCAUGUACCCCUCGGACCUGGCAGACCAAUGUAUGAUCCGGGGUACAGCUGUGCUCUCGCAAUACGGCUAUGCCACGGGACGAACGGGCAAAUGGGUUGGAAUCCUGAUUGGCAUUGUCGCCGUCUACCGACUCUUUGGAUGGAUUGCGCUUGCUUUGCGCCGAACCUGA
Messenger RNA from Penicillium diatomitis, 1920 nucleotides. Its product is annotated as putative ABC transporter. NCBI's taxonomy places the organism in Eukaryota, Fungi, Ascomycota, Eurotiomycetes, Eurotiales, Aspergillaceae. The transcript has 8 exons. The record is from RefSeq and is a predicted model, not a curated record. Gene Ontology annotation, cellular component: membrane. Gene Ontology annotation, molecular function: ABC-type transporter activity; ATP hydrolysis activity; ATP binding. Bases 1 to 1920 code for a protein of 639 amino acids.